Molecule: messenger RNA, 129 nt
Organism: Funneliformis caledonium
Lineage: Eukaryota; Fungi; Glomeromycota; Glomeromycetes; Glomerales; Glomeraceae
Source: the annotation of a GenBank genome assembly
CUUGAGGCUAAACUUGUUGUAGUGGAAAAGAGUUCUGUAGUAAUAGAUAAGCAAUUACAGAAUAAUAAAGAAGCAAUACUAGAAGGAUUAUCAGAAAUAUCUGCUGAUGAUGAUUUCGUAAUAGACUAG